Molecule: messenger RNA, 5769 nt
Organism: Caenorhabditis auriculariae
Lineage: Eukaryota; Metazoa; Nematoda; Chromadorea; Rhabditida; Rhabditidae
Source: the annotation of a GenBank genome assembly
AUGCGUCUGAGAAGCGGGGCGGAAAGUCACACGACCACCAUGCAAGAGCAGACGGGCUCCGAACAACUCAAUGGCAGCCACGAAGUCAAGAAGCCUGGUAGCUUUUUUCGACUCAAUUGAGAAGUCUUUUCAAACUAAUAAUGGUAAAUCGAGUGGCCGGGCACAGGAGAACUAAGAACAAGGAAAACGCAUAAAUAUAUAUGAGAAGCUUUGUCGUUUCAAUUGAUCGAAGAAAGUCGAGUUUUGAAUGAAUAUAGUAUGAACCCAACAGAAAGUGCCAAUUUAUUGAUGAAAUCAAGUGGAAUUUUUUAUGAGAAACAUUCUCAAAAAUGCUUUUCAAUGGAAUUUGCAGGGCCAGUUGGUUACGAGGACGUCGGUUUCGACGCGGGCCAGACUGAGAAAGACGGAAUAAAGGACGGGCAGAAGACCAGUCUUAUUGACAAACUGAUGUCGGACGGCGGAAACACAAAAAAAUCGAUUAUGAUGGACCAAGAACAGACACAGGUGGCCGAAGACUUUGCUGGUAGACUCGAGAGCCGAGCCCGUGAGUUAUUCUUUUUCUCUUGUGCCUCAGUGUUAAAUAGAACGUUUGAUUUCGUCGAGUUUUUUUUCCCCUCUAAAAAAAACUUUCAUCAAAAGUCAUUUCAAAACCCGCUCCGAGAGAAUUCAAUCCAUUUCAAUCAAAAAUCGACAUGUUUCUAUUAAUUGUUCUUUUUUUUUGCGUUCUUCCUCUUUUUUUUUCAUUUUCGAAAGAAAACGCUCUAGUAAAGAGAUUUCUGCCUCAAAGGCUUAACACGCAUUCUCCAAGAAAAUCGAACAAAUGCGAAAAAGUUUGGUACAAAAAUUUCAUCUUUGUUCCUGAGAGCUCUCCUUGCUAUCAUAGAUAGUGAACAACCUCUUGAAUAUUUAGAACCAGGUUUUAUUAGGCUCCACCCACUUUCAGGCUUACUGUAGAAAAAACACCGUAAAAACCAAACUUUUUUCCUAGUGGAGCAAAUUGGUCCAAACUAAUUUUAAAACAAAAUAUGUUCUCUUUUGACCAUUUAUAGUUAUAGAACUGACCCUGGAAAAAAAUUUUUUUCUUUCAGAAGAAAAAAAUUCAAGUUUUUUUGAAAAAGGACGAUUUUUCGCAGUCUUUGAGUCAUAACUAGUACUAGAACCCCCGUUCUAGUAUUAUUUUGGACCAAUUUGCUCCACUAGGAAAAAAGUUUGGUUUUUCGGUGUUUUUUCUACAGUAACCCUGAAAGUGGGCGGAGCCUAAUAAAACCUGGUUCUAAAUAUUCAAGAGGUUGUUCACUAUCUAUGAUAGUAAGGAGAGCUCUCAAGAACAAAGAUGAAAUUUUUGUACCAACGGUUAAUCGAAAUUCUCGGAGAACGUGUGUUAAAGGUAGUAAAAAACGGGAUUCGAGGUGAAAACAGUACCUUGUAGAGCUUUUAAUUCCGAACCGAACAUUGUAAUUGAAAAAUCACAGAUACAAGUUCUGAAGAAGGCCUCCCUCCUUAAGGAGGAUUCGAAAAUGCUAUGUGGGUGGCUCGCUCUCUAAUUGGUUUAUUGCGCCUUCAGGGGGCGGAGCUUGAGCGAGGACUUUGAAUAUGAACAGACUAUAGCCGGAUAUAUGCUUCUAAUCAUAUUUUUUGUCUGGAAAGAAAUUUAGCCGAACAAAAAAACACCGGUGGUACAGAAAACGCGAAAUAUCGACUUUCCAAUUGAAAUAUGUAUACAAACAUCGUUUUUAAUUCGAAAAGCAUUUUGCGGAUUUGAAUUUUUCAUAACGGAAAAAACUGUCGUGACAGCGCCGAAGAGAGAUUACACGUUUAUCAAACCCCAUCUUUUCAUCUCGGCCUUCAUAUUUUUUUGAAAUAGCAGUUCAGACUGAAAAUCCAUGAAAUUAAUGAAAAUCACACACAAAAAAUUCGAAAGAUUCUUCUUUUUCAUUAUGAAUAUUUUCAAUUGCAGGAGCAGACAUCCACCAAUUUAUAGUGCCUCAACGGUUGGAAAUGGUGCAGAAAGCUCCGAAAGAUCCUGAAGAAUUUUUGAAAAGUUUUUGUUAUUUUCAUGGGUAAGAAGUUUCCGAUCGAAUAUCUCAUUGAAAUCGAUUCUUUCCAGCUUUUUGCCAGAGUUCGAAACUAGGAGGUUCCUUCGGAGAGCCGGAGACUUUCUUGUGCGGAAAACGGAGGGUUCGAGAGAAAAGACGUGCCAACCAUCUAUUAUGAAUUUUCAGAAGAAGGCGAAUUAUUCACUUUAAUAUCCGUCGGCGUUAUGCUGGAUCAUAAACGUGAUAUGUCGGAAAGUAAUUUUUUUUUCAAUCAUUAAUAAUCUUAAUUUCAUCCGAUUCAACUGAGUAGAAUUAUUUAAUUUUUGAACGAAAAAGAGCAGAAUAGUUUCAAGCUCGAACGUUUUCGACCGCAUUUCUAUCACAACGAAUCUUGAAACAUUUGAAUGUUUAUAAUAUGUAUCGAAAUUAUAAUUAUUUCUUAUAAAUCUUUAUCUCAUCCAACUUUACAGGCCUGGGCGAAAACUACGGCAAAGAUGAACCGAUAAGAAUAAUGGACUAUGCAGUCCGUCGUGUCGAGAAAGGGAUAUCAAUCGAGCACGAGCACGUGUUUGUAUGCCUGAAAGACUUGCUGAUAUUCUACAUGCUCAACCCUCGGAAGGUAAUGCAAAGUUGGACUCGAAAAUAAUCUCACUUCAGCUAUCGCUCAACAUCCAACUCAAGCGUGGCUGCCCAACUCGUGUGUUCCAAUUCAGAGAACGCCAUAUCUCCCGCCUCAAAACGGUCAGUAAUGAAAAGUCAAAAAUUAAUCCUUCGUCAGAAGUAUAAAGAAAACAAACAAUAAUCAACUAUGAAUAGCAGUGGAUUUUUCCCAAACCGAUAGAAUUGAUACCAUCGUUUUUUGAAUUGAAGUAAAACUCCUUGGCUUAAUUUUUUUUUAAAUCAAGACUUCCUAACAAACUUACCAGAGUCGUUAACAAAAGAAGUCAUUUUACAAAAUUUUACAAAUUUGCUCAAACACUCUCUGAAUGUCUAGAUGAAGAUAGUCGCCUCCUGCGCAAAUUUCUAGUUUUUGAGAUAUAGUUUUUUAAAGUUGCGAAAUAUAAAUUUCAAGCAGAAAAAUCGAAAAGUAAAAUGACUUUCCGUGUGAGAAUAGAGCAAAACCCACCAAAACGCGGCUUAAAAUAGGCAAAAAAGAGCGUUCCGCUAUAAGAAAUCUUCAUGUAAACCGGAAAUGAAAGCUUGUGUUGAAAUAAUAUUCUAGAACAGUCUAUUCAGCUCGGCAGCGGAAACUUUGGUGAAGUCUACUUAGCCAAUGUGAAUUCGUUCGGAAUGAUUGGCCAGAAGGCCGCCGUGAAGAGUGUGAGUUCUAUUGAAAAAGUAUCAUCCAAAAAACAACUUUCCUCUUGCAGCUGAAGAAGGAUUCUCCCAACUUCAGCGAGAGAAGCGAGAGCUUCAUGGAGGAAGCGCGUCUGAUGUUGACGCUCCACCACCCACACGUCGUAAAAACGUUCGGCUGGAUGUUGGAUGUGCAGCCGUUCAUGAUCGUAAUGGAGUACAUGGAAGGUGAGAGAUUCCAAUGAAAAAGCCUUCUAUGAUCCGGCUAUCACAGAACAGAAAUUAGAAAAAAGCAGCUAAUUUUUAAGCCUCAACUGUUCAUUUUCCACAAGCUUUUUCUCGGUACUUCAUCAAUUUUACCAGAUAAUCUUCCUUGUUUCCAAGCUGAACUAGGUCUAUAAAACACCGAAGUUUGAACUAGAUCCGGAAUACGAGUUCGCGUUGUUCCCUAGUAAGGAAACUAGGAAUUUUUUUCAAAUUCGUUUAAUUACCUUUCUACUUUGAAUGUUAUGACUUUUUCCAACUUCCAAAAAAAGAAAAAUCAAUCUUUCAAGCAAAAUUUUAAAAAAAACAUGAAAUUAAAUUAUCAAUUUUAAGUAGGUGGACCGGAAAUUUUUCAUUAUUUUCAUUCGUUUCGAUCAACUCGCGAAAUGAAUUCACUUCGUAAUUUAGAAUUUUUUGAAGAUUAACCAGAAAAAUAUUCGAUUACUGAUUUUUUGGAGGAAAUGAAAUCGGCGUGAUAAGAUUGAAUUAGCUUUUUUUUAUAUCCAAAUUAAUCCUGCGCAUUUUGCAGGAGGAUCUCUGGAGACCUAUCUCUUGAAGAGUUCUGAGGAGCCGAACGUCGCACUUCUGCUGAAAUAUGGCCUCGAGGCAGCCGAGGGACUCGCAUAUCUUCACCAGAUCAACAUCAUCCACAGGGAUGUGGCCGCACGUAACUGCCUUCUGACCGCCGACCACAAAGUAUGAGCUAUAUUAUCAACAGUAUAGUUCCUUAGUUGAAAGGCGGAGAUGUGGGCGGGAGAUGUCAUGCAAAAUGAUCUCUGACUCUCCAAAAUUUAGUGAUCUUUUCCUUUCUCUAACGGGUAUUUUGAAUUUCGCGGAAUCAAAUUGAACACGGCAUGAACUCGUGCCAAGAACCGCGUACGCACACGCUACGCAUCUCGCCCACUUCUCCGCCUCCCUCGCCUUUCAAGCCGAGAAAAAUGUAUUGAACAAGAUUUUUAAAGCUCAAAUUGGGCGAUUUCGGCCUCGCAGUGCCCGGCCCUCUGUAUUACAUGCUGAAAGGGGAGACGUUACCGACGAGGUAUCUCAGCCCGGAAACGUUGGCCAUUUUCCUCUUCCUUCAUGCAUCAGACACGUUCGCUUUCGGAGUGAGUUAAUUGAUUCCUCAAGGAGAAAAUAAUUAGUAUUUCAGAAUUUGCUCUUCGAAAUCUUUUCCAACGGCCUGAUGCCGUUCGAAAACCUAACUUCGGCUGAAGCAAGACAGAAAGUUGGUUUAACUCUGUGAAAGGAUACAAUUUCAAUUCUCUAACAUUCUUGAGUGGCAACUUCCGAAUAAGCCGUGAAGAAGUAGGAUCAUUGUCUUGACACCUAGUCUUUUAAAAAUAUCAAAAAAAAAGAAACAUACUUGAUUACCCAGGAAGCCCGAAAAACAGAUUUUUUGGAGUUUUUUAAGAAACAGAUUUCUUUUCAUAAAAAAUGAGAAUCUGGUGCAACUUCACUGAGCCGAAAAAUCAAAAUUUUUUUUAUCGGAAAAAUCUUUGAAUUGAGAUCAUGGAGGGGGAACUCAACGAUCUAGAGGACACAUGUGCUCCUCCACCUCUUCGUCAGUUUAUAAACGAAAACUUGUGGACCUACGAGAUGAAGUCCAGGGCUCAAAUGGAUAAGGUUUCUCUUAUUCACUCUUUUCAAUCUGACAAGAAAUAUUUAGGUGGUUGCGUUCCUCAAGAAAACGUACCGAGAAUUGAAAAGAGUCAGUUUAUAUCCAAAAAUUAUUUUUUGAUCGGGAAAAUUUGCAGGAGCAAGGAGGCCCGAAGACAGGCACAAUCGAAACGGAAGAAAUCACGGUGAGAUUACAAAACCGAAAUUUUUUCAGUUUCGCAAUAAAUUGUAUUGCAAAAUGUACAAAAAAAAAACCCAUUUCACAAGUUCAAAUUCGAACAGUAAAGAAAAACCAGUGUCGGCGUUGGAAGAAAGUGUUAUAUAGCCGGAGAUUUUGUAGUUUUGUAGCAGCAUGACAGAGUUUUCUAAAAUUCGCAUCUUCUCAAGAAAUUUAGGGAAAAGACGAGGCAGGACUUCCGAAGAAGGGAAAGCUGCGUCGACGCGUGCCGCCUAAACGCCAGGUCAAUCUCUCCUUUUCUGACUCCAUAUUGAACCUUUUUAGGAGCUCAUGGAGGAACUGUGUCCGACUCAGGAAAACUCCACCAACAUUGAGUGA